This is a messenger RNA of Lipotes vexillifer (Yangtze River dolphin), 504 nucleotides long. RefSeq names its product modulator of smoothened (gene MOSMO). Gene Ontology annotation, cellular component: Golgi apparatus; ciliary membrane. The transcript is spliced from 3 exons. The coding region runs from base 1 to 504 and encodes 167 amino acids. Gene Ontology annotation, biological process: negative regulation of smoothened signaling pathway. Lineage: Eukaryota; Metazoa; Chordata; Mammalia; Artiodactyla; Lipotidae. The record is from RefSeq and is a predicted model, not a curated record.
AUGGAUAAACUGACCAUCAUCUCAGGAUGUCUCUUUCUGGCCGCCGAUAUCUUCGCCAUCGCCAGCAUCGCCAACCCGGACUGGAUCAACACCGGGGAGUCCGCCGGAGCACUCACUGUGGGCCUUGUGCGACAGUGUCAAACAAUCCAUGGACGAGACCGGACAUGCAUCCCACCUCGGCUUCCCCCAGAGUGGGUCACCACACUGUUUUUUAUCAUCAUGGGAAUCAUUUCAUUGACUGUCACAUGUGGUUUGCUGGUGGCUUCCCACUGGCGAAGAGAAGCCACAAAAUAUGCUCGAUGGAUAGCAUUCACUGGAAUGAUCCUUUUCUGUAUGGCUGCCCUAAUAUUUCCAAUAGGAUUUUACAUCAAUGAAGUCGGAGGUCAACCAUAUAAAUUACCCAACAACACAGUAGUUGGGUCAUCAUAUGUACUUUUUGUCUUAUCAAUUUUCUUUACAAUAGUAGGACUUCUAUUUGCCGGCAAAGUUUGUUUACCAGGCUGA